GGUCCGUGUAACAGAAGAAGGGGCAGAGGGACGAACACGAUGACUCUAAUCUCAGCAGCCCAUUUCCUUCUUCUUCAUCUCUUCUAUUAAUCGCUUCAAAGCUUGAAGCUUUCAGUCUCACACUCUUCAAAGACUUGAGCUUUUUCAAGUUUGGAUUCGGUUUCCACUUCGAUUCUUGUUGAGCUGCUGAUGUCUGCGGAGGCGGAGCCGUCGUCGACGGCGGGGUUCGUCAGCGACGGCCCUGAUGACGUGGAAGACUACAUUUCGGCUAAUGAAGCAGAACCGGCGCUGCCCUGGGAUAUAUUUAGUCAUGUAUUUGAUCUAGUGCAGAAGGGAAACCAGGCUUUUCGAGAGAAACGAUUUGAGGAGGCAAUUAAUUGCUACUCAAGAGCCAAUAACAUUAAACCAUGUGACCCUGUUAUUCUUGGCAACCGAACUGCUGCCUAUAUCAGGAUCAGUAAAUUCCUUAAACGCAUACCCGCAUCGGCUUCUGAAUAUAAAGCACGGACUGGAUUGGAUCCCACAACACAUGCUGAACUUGCUUUAAAGGAUGUUGAGAAGCUACUCAACGUCCGAAGUAAUUCAGCAAAACCAUACAUGUUGAAGGCUGAAGCUCUAAGUUUGCUGGAAAAAUAUGAAAUGGCCCGGGAUGUUAUAUUAUGUGGUCUUCAGGUCGACCCUUUUAGCAAUCCUCUUCGGACGGCUCUUCAGAAUUUGGAGAGACUACAAGUUCGCCUGACGGGGAAGACGAGCCAUAGCCAACCAGAAAGAAAAGCAGAACGGAGUGAUGAUUUUGAUUGUACAUUAUGUUUCAAGUUACUCUAUGAACCUGUGACAACCCCUUGUGGACAUUCUUUUUGUCGAUCGUGCCUAUUUCAGUCGAUGGAUCGAGGUAACAAAUGUCCAUUAUGCCGAACCGUUCUAUUCUUUAGUCCUAGAACAUGUGCGAUCAGUGUCACUCUUAAUGACAUUAUACAAAAGAACUUCCCAGAGGAGUUUGCUGAAAGGAAGGCAGAGAAUGACACGAUGACAAACUUUGGUGUUGAUUUGAUGCCGCUCUUUGUAAUGGAUGUUGUCCUUCCUUUUCAGAAGUUUCCACUACAUAUUUUUGAGCCUCGAUAUAGACUUAUGGUGAGGAGGAUAAUGGAAGGCAACCGUCGGAUGGGAAUGGUCAUAAUCGAUUCUGCAACAGGUUCCAUAGCUGAUUAUGCUUGUGAGGUGGAAAUUACUGAGUGUGAACCACUUCCAGAUGGGCGUUUCUAUUUAGAGAUUGAAAGUCGCCGAAGGUUUCGCAUAAUUCGAUCUUGGGACCAAGAUGGGUACCGAGUUGCAGAGAUUGAAUGGGUACAGGACAUAUGUCCACCGGAAGGAUCUAGAGAGAGAACAGAAUUGCAGGAACUGACAAAUAACGCAGCAGAAUAUGCUCGUUUAUGGAUAGGACGGGGUAAAAGAGCUGCAAGUCGAGAUCGAAGACGACUUGAGAAACUUCUCAGUGUAGAAGCAAUGAUGCCAUCAGUUCAAGAUCCUGAGCGCUUCAGCUUCUGGCUGGCUUCCCUUUCAAACCGACGUCCUCACGAAAGAUUGGAUCUCUUACGCUUGAGAGAUACAAAAGAGAGAAUACAACGGGGACUAAUAUAUCUCAGAGCAGAAGAGCAAGGUUGUCAAAUAAUGGGGAGAGUGACAAAUGGGGCAUCAUCACAUGUUCCUCCACAACUCUCCCCCUUCUCCCUUCUUUUCCUUCUCUUCCUGUUCACAUUCUUCACCAAUCUCAUGCACAUUGUCUCAGCCAAAGGCCAUUCACAUUCAAAUUCUGGUACGUUGACAUUCACUCCUUCUGAUAAUUUCCUCAUCGACUGUGGCGCUCCCCAAGAAGCCAAGCUCCCUGAUGGCAGGACGUUCAAAUCGGACCGCGAAACAGCUGACCUCUUGUCCACAAAUGAGGACAUUAAGGCUUCAGCUGACUCCAUCAAUGCCAAUGUCUCUUCAUCUGUUCCACCUGAUUCAAAAGUUCUGUUUCAAACGGCGAGGAUCUUCUCCGAGGAUUCCUUGUACACAUUCCACAUUAACCAGCCCGGCCGCCAUUGGAUUCGCCUCUACUUCUAUCCUCUCCCGCAUCAGACAUACAACCUUUCCGACGCAGUUUUCUCGGUGCAGACAGACAAGUAUGUUCUCUUGCACGACUUCUCUGCCUCGGAUAAAGCCACAUUGGUGUUCAAAGAAUACCUUUUCAAUGUCUCUGACACCAGAUUCUCCCUCCAUUUCAAACCAAAGAAGAAGUCCAUUGCUUUUGUCAAUGCCAUUGAGGUUGUCUCUGCUCCUGACGCUAUCUUCAAUGACUCUGCCACCACUCUUCCCAUAUCCAACGACUUCAACGGCUUGCAAGACUUUGCUUUCCAAAUCCGGUACCGGCUAAACGUUGGAGGGCCAUUGAUAACACCUCAAAAUGACACUUUGCAAAGGACUUGGGAGCCAGAUACUGCAUACAAUGCAUUUCCACAGGGAUCUCAAAACGUCUCAGUGGCUCCGAAUAUCGUCAAGUAUCCCAACAGUGGAGCUAACUCGUUGAUUGCGCCGAAUUGGAUCUACGCAACUGCUCAACACAUGCAGGAUUCUUUAACAAACAACCAGAAUUUCAACCUCAGUUGGAAGCUGAGUGUUGAGGAGGACUUUUCCUACUUGAUCAGGUUACAUUUCUGUGACAUACUGAGCAAAACCCUUAAUAACUUGUACUUCAAUGUGUACAUCAAUGGCAUGGUGGCUGUCUCCAACCUUGAUCUCUCUUCACUCACCGGCGGGCUAGCCACUGCUUUUUACAAAGACUUUUUGCUCAAUUCCACGGCGGUCUCCAUCUUAAACAACACCAUCCACAUUCAGAUUGGUCCUGGCACUACUCAGUCCGGGACUCAUGAUGGACUGCUUAAUGGAGUAGAGGUCUUGAAACUGAGCAAUAUAGCAGAAAGCUUGGAUGGAUUUUUCGCCGUUGAUGGGAAAUACAAGGGUCCGGUGAAAUCAUCAAAGACAUUGAAGAUAGCAGCGGGUGUGGGAUUGGGAAUGGGAGUGACGGCAAUGUUCUUACUUGGCGCGGUCUAUAUAAGGUGGAAAAGGAGACCUCAAGGUUGGGAAAAGAAAGACAGCUUCUCAUCAUGGUUGCUCCCUUUACAUUCUGGUAACUCUAGAUUGUUCUCCAAGUCAUGCAAGGGUUCUUCUAGACGAUCAAGCAGCGUUUUCGGCUCACGCAAGAGCAAGAGUGGCUACUCAACUUAUCUCUCUUCCAUUUACUACGGCAGGUCUUUCACUUUCGCUGAGUUACAAGCUGCAACUCAGAAUUGGGAUGAGAAGGAGGUGAUCGGAGUUGGGGGGUUCGGGAAAGUGUACCUUGGGGUGUUGGAAGAUGGUACUAAGCUUGCUGUCAAACGAGGGAACCCCAACUCUGAGCAAGGCAUUAAUGAGUUCAGAACAGAAAUGGACAUGCUCUCCAAGCUAAGACAUCGCCACCUUGUUUCACUGAUUGGAUUUUGUGAUGAGAAUAAUGAGAUGAUACUGGUGUACGAGUACAUGUCUAAUGGACCCCUUCGAGACCACCUCUAUGGCUCGAACCUGCUUUCAUUGUCGUGGAAGCAAAGGCUCGAGGUUUGCAUUGGCGCUGCUCGCGGCUUGCAUUAUCUGCAUACUGGUGCAGCACAAGGCAUCAUCCAUCGUGAUGUCAAGACGACGAAUAUCCUCCUGGAUGAGAAUUUUGUUGCGAAAGUCGCUGAUUUCGGACUGUCGAAAGCUGCUCCAUCGUUGGAACAAACGCAUGUCAGCACAGCUGUGAAGGGAAGUUUUGGUUAUCUUGAUCCUGAGUACUUCAGAAGGCAGCAGCUUACUGAGAAAUCCGAUGUCUACUCUUUCGGUGUGGUUCUUUUCGAGGCAUUAUGUGCAAGGCCUGUUAUAUGCCCCACUCUGCCAAGAGAGCAGGUGAGUUUGGCCGAGUGGACAAUGCAGUGGCAUAGGAAAGGCAUGAUAGAGAAGAUUGUAGACCCUAAAAUCGCAAGCUCAAUCAACGCAGGUUCGCUGAAGAAGUAUGUAGAAGCUGCAGAGAAAUGCCUUGCGGAGUAUGGUGUCGAUAGGCCUAGCAUGGGAGAUGUGCUGUGGAACUUGGAGUAUGCUUUGCAGCUUCAAGAGACAGCCUCACAGAUUGAUGCUCAGGAAGACAAUACUUCGAGUCUCAUUUCUUUGGAUAAAGCAAGCGAAAAAGAUGAGACAAACACAAAGGAUGGCUCUGCGGUUGGUAGUGCAGUGAGCGAGGAUUCUGUAGUCACAGCUGGUAAUCCUUUGUUUUCUCAAAUGAAUGUGCAGGGGAGGUAA
Fragaria vesca subsp. vesca is the source of this 4347-nucleotide messenger RNA. Its product is annotated as probable receptor-like protein kinase At5g61350-like. Gene Ontology annotation, biological process: protein phosphorylation. The transcript has 19 exons. Bases 190 to 4347 code for a protein of 1385 amino acids. The record is from RefSeq and is a predicted model, not a curated record. Gene Ontology annotation, molecular function: ATP binding; protein binding; protein kinase activity. Lineage: Eukaryota; Viridiplantae; Streptophyta; Magnoliopsida; Rosales; Rosaceae.